Coturnix japonica (Japanese quail) is the source of this 2443-nucleotide messenger RNA. It is a transcript of the gene AZIN1, whose product is annotated as antizyme inhibitor 1. The record is from RefSeq and is a predicted model, not a curated record. Gene Ontology annotation, molecular function: ornithine decarboxylase activator activity; ornithine decarboxylase activity. Gene Ontology annotation, cellular component: cytoplasm. NCBI's taxonomy places the organism in Eukaryota, Metazoa, Chordata, Aves, Galliformes, Phasianidae. Gene Ontology annotation, biological process: positive regulation of polyamine transmembrane transport; negative regulation of protein catabolic process.
GGCGCCCCCUGCUCCUCUGCCCGCCGCGCCGCGCCGCUCCGCCGCCCGUGCUCCGCUCCCGUUCCGCCGCAGCCCCGCGCCCCGGCCCGCUCCGUCCCGUCUCUGUGUGUCCGUGCCCUCCCGUACCGGCGCUGCGCUGCGCUUUCCCCGCCGGUCGCCCCCGCAGCCUAUGGCCCUGGAAGGCGCCGCUGCCGCCGCCUGUAUUUCUGCUGUAGGUUCCCACAUCCCUCUUUAAAAAUUCCGCCGAAAAAGAGAAGACGAUUUACCAAAUCUUUCGGGCCGUUAUCUCACGGCAAAAUCUCUGAUCAAGUUUACAACUAUCCAGAAGGCUUAGGAGAAGUGCUUUAUAGAGAACAGUUCGACUUCAACGCCGAGCCACCUUGGGAACCUAGCUGAUGAUAGUAGGGUUCCAUCUCCUAACUUGUCCAUUUUGUUGCAUAAUUUAAGGACCCGGAUAUAAGGCUUGGAAGCCCAUCCCUUGUGUUUCUUGGUUUAUGACUGUCGGCUUUGCGGAAUACGGCUGAGAUGAAAGGAUUUCUCGAGGAUGCAAAUUACUCCAUUGGCCUGUUGGAUGAAGGAGCAACUCUCGCGGAUGUUAUUGACAACUGUAUUUAUGAACAUACUCAUACUGGAAAAAGAGCAUUUUAUGUUGGUGAUCUUGGAAAGCUUGUAAAGAAAAACAUACAAUGGCAGAACGUGAUGGCACCAAUAAAACCAUUUUAUACUGUGAGAUGCAAUUCUACUCCAGGUGUACUUGAAAUCCUGGGAACACUUGGGGUUGGAUUUGCAUGUUCCAGUAAGUCUGAAAUGGCAUUGGUGCAAGGCCUGGGCAUUUCUCCUGAAAACAUUAUAUAUACAAAUCCUUGCAAGCAACCUUCUCAGAUAAAGUAUGCAGCAAAAGCUGGAAUAAACAUCAUGACUUGUGACAGUGAUAUUGAGCUGAAGAAAAUUGCACGUAACCAUCCAAAUGCAAAGCUCUUACUGCACAUUGCCACAGAAGACAUUACUGCUGAUGAGGAGAUGAAUAUGAAGUUUGGCACCACUCUGAAGAACUGUAGGCACCUCAUGGAAUGUGCUAAGGAGUUUGGAGUUCAAAUAGUUGGUGUUAAAUUUCAUGUUUCAGGCUCUUGCAAGGAACUGCAAACGUACAUUCAUGCUAUAUCUGAUGCUCGGUGUGUGUUUGACAUGGCUGAAGAAUUUGGCUUUAAGAUGAACAUGUUGGAUAUUGGUGGGGGCUUCACAGGUUCAGAGCUUCAGCUGGAAGAGGUUAAUCAUGUCAUCAGGCCUUUGCUGGAUGUCUACUUCCCUAAGGAAUCUGGUAUCGAAGUGAUUGCAGAGCCUGGAUGUUACUAUGUUUCAUCUGCUUUUACACUGGCAGUUAACGUAAUUGCAAAGAAAGCUGUUGACUGUGACAAACUUCUUCCUUCUGGAGUGGAGCAAGCUAGGAAUGAUGAUGAACCAGUAUUUACAUACUACAUCAAUGAUGGUGUUUAUGGUUCUUUUGCAAGCAAGUUGUCUGAGAAACUGAAUACUAACCCAGAGGUUCACAAGAAAUACAAGGAAGAUGAGCCUCUGUUCGCAAGCAGCCUUUGGGGUCCAUCCUGUGACGAGCUUGAUCAAAUUGUGGAAAACUGUCUUCUUCCUGAGCUGAGUGUUGGAGAUUGGCUCAUCUUUGAUAACAUGGGUUCUGGUACCUUAGGUGAACAGUCCACCUUCAGUGACUAUCAGAGGCCACUCAUUUACUACAUGAUGUCCUUCAGUGACUGGGAUGAGAUGCAAGAUGCUGGAAUUGCUUCAGACACAUUGAUGAAGAAUUUCUUCUUUGUGCCUUCUUGCAUUCAGCUGAGCCCAGAAGACCGCUUUUCCACUGCAGCUUAAACAGGCAUUAACGCUUCAUUUAGACCUGCAGUUGCAAGUCUGUAGUUUGUCUGGUCAACAUUCCAGUGUGGAAGAAAUGGAACAAUCUCGAAUUCAAUUCAUUCUCUUCAAAACUUGAAAAAAAAAUAGUAAUAGCUAAUGGGGACCAGGCAAAACAAGCUACAGCUACAAUUCACCGGGGGGAGGGAGGGUUAGAUAAUGGCAUCCAAAUUUAAACUUCUGUUUAUUCAACCCCUGAGCGUUUAAAUAUGCAACAAAAUGGAUGACUUAGUGGAGAUGGAAACCCAUCACUUGGGUUCUUCAACAGUUUACAUACAAGUACACAGUUUUUAUACUAAGGAUUCCUGUUAGAAAAGUCUUGUAAAGUUAUCGUCUUUCGCCCGGAUAUAUCAAAUGUCAGUGGGAGACCAGUGUGACUUCAUUAGAUGUUUAGUGUAUUUAGAAUGUGUAAAUUUGUGCUUUGAACUGUAGUUUAAUAAAUGUAAAAUUGCAUCAUAGUAUUUGUUGUAUUUGACCCUUGAUGUAUCCCUUGUAUGAUUGCAAUAAAACUUUGUGUAGAUUUUAA